Meleagris gallopavo (turkey) is the source of this 3808-nucleotide messenger RNA. The record is from RefSeq and is a predicted model, not a curated record. NCBI's taxonomy places the organism in Eukaryota, Metazoa, Chordata, Aves, Galliformes, Phasianidae.
GGGCUGGCCAAUCAGAGGCGCCAGGUGAAAUUUGAAAGCGAGUGGAGGCGGCAGCGCUGAGGGAAGCGGAGCGGCGGGGCCGGGAAGGAUAAUCAAGAUGGCUGCUACCUCCCACUUUGUCAGUCGGUACAAAAAGGAUUUGAGUACAGAAACCAUCAGAACAAAAGUCGCUCGCAGGAAAUCCAUGCUCCAAAAGGAGAACAGACACAAGUUGUUUGAAAAGGGCAGACAGUUUGGACUGACAGAUGUCAAUGUUCAGGUGUCAAAAACGAGGGGGAUUUCUCAAGUAAGUGGGGCAAGUGAAACGUGCUCGCAAGAAAACAGCAGUUUGAAACAGAAACAAUCUACAGAUGCAGCCACCAAGAGGGUGAAUGAACGCAGGGAAAUGCUUCAACGCUAUAAAGAAGAGAAGGAACUCCGAAAACUAAAAGAGCAAAGAGAAAAAGCAAAAAAGGGUGUGUUUAAAGUUGGGUUAUAUAAACCUACUGCAUGUGGAUUUCUUUCACUUGCGCCUGAAGUUCCCACAACAACAAAGCCAAAAGAAAAGGCAGCUCCUGCUUUCUCUGAGAGGAUUACUCGAUCAAAGGCCAAGAACCAAACAGAAAAGGCUGUGAUAUCAACUGCAUCGAAGCCCUCUACGGUCUGUGCCAAUGGGCAGAGCGUGCGCCCCACGCAAGCAGGACGUAAGCAGAUGAGUACAGACAAAAUGGCUGCAAAGGGGAAAGUGUUGCAGCCUUCAGCCCAGACAGCAUCAAAUGUAAGAAUCACCAGAGCAGCUGCCUCUGCAGCUAGACAGGUGCCAAAAACAAGUGCAGCUACUACUGGUAACUUGUCACAGAGAAAGCCAGCAAAUGCAGCAAAGCAGAAGAAAGCAGUCAAACCUGAUGCCAUAGAGGUAAUUCCUUUUAAACAUGAAGUGAAUGAAAAUGCUCCACUGGACCCAGUGAUAUGUUCAGCAUCAGAACUUAAACAGGAACAGACGUCUGUAGAAAAGAACAAUUCUGCUCCUGGAAGACCCAGAACACGCUCCUUUGCACCACAGAAUUUUGUGUUUCAGCCCUUAGAAGGACUAACAACUUACAAAGUUACACCCAUGACUCCUUCCAGGGCAAAUGCAUUUUUGUCACCUGAUGCCUUCUGGGAUUUUUCCAAAUCUCCAGUUAAUACAGUUGAAAAAUCCAGUGAAACCAAGGUACAGGAGUCUAAUUUUAAAAGUCAGAUUUCACCUUCUGAUCAAGAUAUUCAAGAACAGCAAAUGACUACAAGUUUGCAAGGAGAAGCAAGCAAAUCAGAUGAGGAGACUUCCAUUCAGAGAUCCAAUGAAACAAUUCCUGUAUCUACAGAAAUGGCAGUGACUGAAACAAAGUCAGAUGAUAUAAGAGAGCAAGAGCACGAUGUGCCCUACUUCAGAAACGUUCUUCAGUCUGAGACAGACAGACUGAUGUCUCAGUGCCUUCAGUGGGAUGGAAAACUUGAGCUGGACGUUCCAGAGGAUGCUAAAGAUCUGAUUCGCACAACAGUUGGUCAGACAAGACUGCUUGUAGCAGAAAGGUUUAAACAGUUUGAAGGACUGGUGGAUAACUGUGAAUUUAAACGGGGUGAAAAAGAAACAACAUGUACAGACUUAGAUGGAUUUUGGGAUAUGAUUAAUUUUCAGAUUGAAGAUGUGAAUAAGAAAUUUGAUAAUCUGCAGAAGCUUCAAGAUAACGAAUGGCAGCCAGUUGCUGUAGCAGGCAAAGAAGUUGUCAAGAAAAAGACUGUUCCAAAUAUGGUCUGUAAAGCAAAGCUGGGAGCAGCUGGAAGGACUGCUGCCCGAAAGCGGCUCGCUGCUGUAAAAGCAGCUAUGAGGGAUAAAAUGAAGCAUGAUGGAGUUGCUGAUAGUGCGUAUCAGGAUAAGCAACCAGAAGUAGAAAAAGUGGUUUUUGAAGCAGGAUUUUUCAGAAUUGAAAGCCCUGUGAAAAGCUUUCCAGGUUCACUUUCAAAGACGCCUCGCAGAUCAUCCCAGCAAACUUCUGAAGGUCUGACAGCUCCAAGAUCAUCCAGAAGAGCUUUGCUGCAGAGCAGUUCUGUGCCUUGUAACCCCGAGGAUACAACUGCAAAACAAACACCAGCACUGCUCGAAGGCUGCCACCCAGCACAACAUUUGGAAAUGCACCCAUUUCCCACUGAAACAACUCUCCCUGGUGGUUUUCUUGAACAAAGCAUUUCCCUAGUUGCAGAAGAACACAAUCCUGUUGCUGGCACAGCAGAGAGGACUAGGGUGCUGGAAAACUGUAGCAGUGAAUUAAAAGUAGUGGAUGACAUGGAAGUGAUGGAACUAUCUGCUCCAGAGCAACUGGGACAAGAUAUCACCAUGUGCAGUCCAGAGAAGGGUAUGUGCACUGGGUUCAGCUUCACUCAGCCUGGAGAACCAAAAAUGCACCAGAUGGAUACUUUGUUGAGAGAUUUGGCUUCCAUUGACAGAAAUCCUUCAGAUACAGUAUUUACUAACAUAAUGAACCACCUGACCUUUUCCUUCCACUUACUCAGAGUUUUCCAGCCCAUGCUGGAUGGUGAGCUUCCCUUCACUCCAGUCAAGAACAACGUCCAGAAGUUUGCAGCAGCUGAAACGUUCAGUGACCUGAUUGUAUUUUCUCCUCUUUCUCCCUCUGGAGAAAAAUGAAUGACUGGAAACUUUAAAUGAGUAAAUUAAAUUCAGCAGAAAACAGAGGCUGUCUGGAAUACCAUCUGCAACCCUUGAGCUGUGUUCAUGACACCUUUAGUAUUUUCUAGUGGAACUUGGUAGAAAACUUGCUAACAUUUCUGCCAUGAGCAAUAAUGCAGUCCUGCACUGUGCAUAUUGCUGUGCAGUUUGCUGGCUGUACCUCCUGCAUCCAAUGAAUAUAUAUUCUGACUCCAACCUGAAUUAUUCUUCUUUGUGUAUAACUUCGUGUCUUUCUUGUCUCCUUUGAGUUAUAAAACUGUCCACCUCAAGUCUUUUCUGUCUUGACUUUAAUUACUUCAUGAGUUGUUUUUAUAAGAGAUGGGAUAAGGUUUGUGUAACAGACAUUGUCCAUUAGCUGCCCCUAUUUCUCCUCCAUUUGUGAUGAGGGCACCUCAGAGGUGCCUGUUAUCUACCCCAAAGCACUGCUUUGUAUUCAGUCAGUGCUGUGAGUGUGCUGUUGCACCCUUUAGCUCCAGUACUCCGUACACGAACUGCACCUAAUCAGUAGAUGGGAUGAGGUUAGAUUCUUUCCUUUCCUGUGAGAUUUUUCCUAUUGCCUAACAAUCACUUGCUUUGUAACAGCAGAAAUUCAAGCAUUUCAGUCAAAUAAUACCUAUUCCUUACACUGUAUUAAAUAGGGAUGGAUUUUUGAAGAUGCUCAGUGGUGAGCUGUGCCAUUAAGUACCUUCAAGCUGAAUUCCAUUUUCUUUUUCAUCUGGAAGUCUCUUAACCACUCUCCUUGAACAUUUGGCUCCUCAGCCUCCUCUUGCAUCUUGCUCCCUAUGCAUUCUCUCAUCUGGACAAAUAUAUUUAAGCACAAGGAAUGUGCCAGUUCCUGCUACCCUAACAUGGAGUGUAUGUGUGGUAGAGUACCUCCAGCUCUUAUAUUUUUAAGAGGUGCCUGAUUAGCCUGCUUCUUGUAAUGCUGGUCUUUGUGUGAUACACACGUUCUUCCACUGGCCUUUAUUGUCAACUAAGCAAAUGUGACACAAACCCUUCAGCAGAAGGCAUUGUCAUUACAUCUGGGGCUUUGUGUUUGACUGCAGUUCUAACUUGGAAGUUCUGUACUGAUAGCACUGAAAUAAAUGGAGGAAGCUGACCUGA